UGUCAAAAGCCAAAAUACACACAAACACACACUUUUAAAAAAAGAGAACUGCGGAAAUUCAAGUUUAUUUUGGAUUUUGGCACUGUCAAGAAUGUGUAUGUGUUAAAUAAUUUAUUUUUUUUUGUUUUUAACAUGACGACAUAAUUGCACCAAGUUUUAUAAACACAAUAAAUUAAAAAUGGAGAAAAAGUUUUGCCAGUAAAUCUAAAUACAUUGAAAGUGGUUUGUUUGUUUUUUUUAAAAUAAAAAUAUAUAGAUUUCAUCUGAAUGACAACAAUAACAGCAGCAGACGAACAAAGAUUUUGGUUAUGGCGACAAGUAGUUCUGAUGGUUCUUGUACAGCACCCGCUGAUUUUCAAUUAUCAUCUGAACUUGAAGAUGUUUCCGAUCGUUUAAGUGUUAAUCUAUUGAAAUGCUCAUUAUGCCAUAAUAGUCGACGAAUUUUCUACUGUAGACAAUGCAUACAAAAUGGUGAUUUUGUUCAUUCUACUUCUGUUUAUUCCGAACGAUUUGCGGAUAAACAAAUACGACUUUUACGAUUAAAAGCGGCUCGUUCUCAAUUAGAGGAAAAAUGUGUGAAAUCUUUAGAAAAAUACAAACAAAAAGAUAAAUUGCAAUGUGAUAUAAAUACAUGUAAAGAACGAGUGAAACUUUUGCAAUUAUUGGUGAGCGAAACUAAACAGAGUAUAAAUAGAGGAAAUCAACGUCUAAAUGUUUUAAAUGAAGUUAAUUCACAAUUGGCAAUUAGACUUCCGAGGCAUGAGGAGAGAGUCGAGAAAUUACAUCGUUAUGUUGUUACAUUAAAAGGAAAACAAGAAAAACAAAAGGAAACUGUUGAAAGAAAAAGACAACAAUUAAAGAAAGUUAUUCGAAUUGCUGCGAAACAAUUAAUUCAAUAUAUUUUUCCAUUAACACAAGUUGAACCCAGUAAAAGUUUGUGCAGUAGUGAAGAGGAGAGUUCAUGCACCGAUUGUGUAACAAGUGCAUUGGCCGAUGCUUCGGGAACUUCUUAUGUACGAGGACGAUGGAUUAAUGAUACUGAAAAUAGUUUAGAAAUUCAUCAUCGUAUUGUGGCUCCAACACUUCCUGGAUCCGGUGACUAUAGCGCUUAUUCCCUUUGGGUUGCUGAAAAUAAGGAUGCAGUGCCUGGAAAUAAUAAAGAAAAUUCAAUGCACAAUCCUGCUUACAAUAUAAGUGCUGCCCUUACUUAUGCCACGCAAUUGGUUAAAAUAAUUGCAUACUAUAUUAAUGUGAAGCUACCUUUCAAAUUGGCAUACAGUGAAUUUUGUGGAAGUGAAAUGUCGGAUCAAAAAUUUGCAAGAAAAGUGGCGCGCCUAAAUUGUAAUGUUUUACAUUUAUGCUUUACACAAAACACGGACACAACAGUUUUACAUCCAAUGCAAACACUACAAAAUCUCAUGCACUUGCUCAAUACUGAAAUCAGUGAUCUCGGCAGAAUUGGUCCAGUUGAAGUAGAUCCAAUUGAAAUGCAACAAUUAAACAAUCAAUUAGUAGCAGAUUUGGAAAAAAGUGACGAUUCUGCCUCAGAUGAAGAGGAAGAUGCGUUUAAUUGGGAAUGGGAGGCUGUACCAAAUGUCGCUUGUCCCGAAAUGGUGGUUCCAAUUCCGGGUUCAAUGGCCAGCCAACAAUCGUCAAGUAUGCAAGUCAAUCAAAGUGUUGCGGGCGGACUAGUGACAAGUGCCGCUGCCAGCAUCGCCUCCAUCUGGAGAGGAUGGACCACCAAUAAAUAGACUGAUCACUCCAAUUUUUUUUUUCUCAUACAGCAAAUUCAUUCAUCAAAAUGUAAUUAUUUUUUCAAGUAUAUUUUAUAUUCUAAGAGAUAUUUCUCCUGCAUAAUAUCGAGAAACAAAAAUUCUUCAUUAUUUUUCUUUUUGACAAUGACUAUAAUUUAUUAGUCGAUAAAUUUUUGUUUAACGUAUAAAAGAGAAUAAUUUACGUUAAUUUUUCUUUUUUUUUUUUUUUAUUAAAAUAUUAUGUUUUCUAUUAUAUAAAUAUUAACGCAUAAUCAAAAGCAUAUAUAUAUAUAUAUAUAUUUAAUUAAAAAAUAUAUACGAAAUACUUUUAUUCAAAAAAAAAAUUUUUUUAAUUAAAAAUUUCUUUUUAUUUAAAAAAAAUCAUUUCAUUAAAUGAAAAUGAUGAUACAAAAAAUCACUGAAUUCUUUUAAGUAUUUUUUUUAAUUAAUGGACCAAAAAAAAACUUCUGUGAAAAAAAUAUGACAAAAAAAAAGUAUUUGAAUUUUAAGUCUUCGAUAUUAAUGAAUUUCUAAUUAUACAAUUGAAAAGCCAUCGAAAUCUCAUAAUUCCUAUAAUUAUUCAAGUUGUAAAUUUGUCCUAUAUAUGAAAAAAAGUUAGAUUUAGAUUUUUUACUCUCCCUUUCUCUCUUUUUCUCUUAAAAUUUAGAAAAUUAUUCACUCAUAUAAUAUGUAGACACAAUAGAUUAUAGGGAAUUUUCAAAUUUUAUCUCCGCAUAUAAUUUAAAUUAUAUUUCGCACAAAGUUUAAAAAAAAAAAAUCAAAAUUAAAAUCAGAGGUUUUUUAUUUUUUAAGAAAACUUGAAAAAGAUGUAAUAAUAUUGUUUUCAUUUAAUUUUCUAUAAUAAUUAAUUAGUUAAUAAUUAUUUUCAAUAAUAGAAUAAAAUAAUAAAUAAUUGUAAUUUUUUUUUCUCUUAUAAAAUUAGUCACUUUGUGCGAAAUAUUAAAAUGUCUCAGAAUCCAAUGAAAAGAAUACAUUUUAUAUUUUUAACAUAAGUUUAAAAAAACAAAAAAAAAAUACCGAUUCUUUGGAAAAAAAACAACAACAAUGACCACAACAGUUUAGUAAUCUAAUAAUGUUAAUAAAAAAAAAAAUAAAUAACGAGUGAAAGUUUUACGCUAGAAAGUACCUUAUAGCGUAACGGAAGUACGCAAAUUUUUUUUUUUUUUUUUUUUUGUAGAGGAAUGGACUGACUUAUAAUUAAUGAGAGAAAGAAAAAAAAAAGUGAUAUUGUGUACAGGAUUUGGAGGAAAAAAAAAUCGAAAGAAACUUUAUUAGUAGUGUGAAUUUCGAAUGACAGGUUUUAUUUAAUUUUUCAAUUAUACAAUAUAUUAUAUAAGGAAAAAAAAUUUAAUAAUCUACAAUUAAAAUUUGUGACUGAUCUUCUUUUUUCUGUCUUCAUACGCUUUAAAGUGCAAAAAAGAGUUUUAAAUCUAUAAUUCAUUUUUGAUUUAGUAAUAUAAUUUCUGAAUAUUUUUUUCAACAAUUGUAAUUUUUUGUAAACUUUUUUCUAUUCUUCAUUGAAUAAUUAAUUGCAAAAAAUUGAAUUAAAAGAAAUUAAUUUCAAAUAUUUAAAUUAAAAGAAAUUAAUUUAGAAAAAUUAAUUUUAAAAAUUUGAAAAAAAAUUAGAAUAUGCAAAAAAAAAAAUAUAAA
Leptopilina boulardi is the source of this 3425-nucleotide messenger RNA. RefSeq names its product beclin 1-associated autophagy-related key regulator (gene Atg14). Gene Ontology annotation, biological process: autophagosome assembly; mitophagy; cellular response to starvation. The record is from RefSeq and is a predicted model, not a curated record. Gene Ontology annotation, cellular component: mitochondria-associated endoplasmic reticulum membrane contact site; autophagosome; extrinsic component of phagophore assembly site membrane. The transcript is spliced from 9 exons. NCBI's taxonomy places the organism in Eukaryota, Metazoa, Arthropoda, Insecta, Hymenoptera, Figitidae. Bases 309 to 1751 code for a protein of 480 amino acids.